AAAGGAAAGUUGCAGGAGCUGGGGGCUUAUGUUGAUGAAGAGCUCCCUGAUUAUAUUAUGGUUAUGGUGGCCAAUAAGAAGAGUCAGGAGCAGAUGACAGAAGACCUUUCCCUUUUCCUUGGAAACAAUACUGUCAGGUUUACUGUCUGGCUCCAUGGUGUUUUGGAUAAGCUGCGAUCUGUGACUACUGAACCAACUAGUGUAAAGUCUUCAGAAUCUAGUAUCUUUGAGAGCAACCUUCCUUCCAGCAAAAGCAGCUCCUGUGUGAGUGAUGAGAGGAGGUGUGAGGAUGUCUUGCCACCCCUUGCAGUAUCCAGCACUCGGGCUGAAAGAAACGACACCAGAGUUUCAACCAGCUCACAGGAGCAGAGGAGCACUGCGGCACGGCAGUCUUGUGAAGAUGGUUCUGCAUCUCGCUUAACGUCUACAGUCAAGCCUUUGAGGGAAUUGUCACCUUCUGAAGCUGUAAUUGACAUUAAACCUGAACCAGAUGAUCUAAUUGAUGAAGACCUGAACUUUGUGCAGGAGAAUCCUUUGUCACGGAAGAAACCCAUAGUGACUGUAACUUACGGCUCGUCCCGUCCCUCCGCCGAGCUCUACCGCCCCCCGGCCAGCAGGAGUGCCGAGGGCAGUGUGCACCUGGCCAGGGUGUCACAGCAGGGCACCUCCCAGGGGAGCAGGCAGUUAGACACACAGAGCUGCAGGUCCUUGGACACAGGCCAGCUGUGCAGUCCAGAAGCAUUUGGCAGCUUAGCAGAAGGUUACAGACCCACCUCCAAACUCGGUGCUGAUAAAGUAGGCAGUGAGGAGGAAAGCUCCAGGAAGAGGAGGUUGCCUGUUGUAAGUUCGGUAGUCAAAGUGAAGAAGUUCUGUAAUGAUGGGGAAGAUGAGGAGGAAGAGGAAGACUACGGAUCCCGAACAGGAAGCAUCUCCAGCAGUGUGUCUGUUCCUGCAAAGCCAGAAAGAAGGCCUUCAUUGCCACCUUCAAAACAGGCCAAUAAGAAUUUGAUACUGAAAGCAAUCUCUGAAGCACAGGAAUCAGUUACAAAAACAACCAAUUAUUCCUCCGUUCCACAGAAACAAACUGUUCCAGUUGCACCAAGAACUCGAAUUAGCCCAGAAGAGUCUCAGUUAGAAGUAAUUCAUGUGCAAAACAGACUGCCUGUUCUGAGUUCUCAGCUUGAAGUAGAAGAGCCAAAGGAGCAGACAGAUGAAGGAAUUCAAGGAGUUGAACAAAAGGAACUCUCUUCUCGGCUCCAGAUGGAUCCUACGAUUGAAGAUACCUUGCAAGUGACACAAGAUUACUGUGAUGCAGAAUCUAUGGUCCACUCGGAUACUAGGUCGUUUAUCCUGAAGAAGCCCAAGUUGUCUGAGGAGAUAGCCCCACAGAAUCAGCAGUUGGGAAGGAAGGGCACAGAGGCAGUGCGAGUACACUCGGGACGUCUAAUACAGACACGAGACCAACUUGCACAGCCAGAGAAACCUGCUAGUCCCAAGUUCAUCGUGACGCUGGACGGCGUGCCCAGUCCGCCAGGAUACCUCUCUGAUCAGGAAGAGGAAGAUAUGUGUGUAAUGGAAGGAUUAAAGCCUGUUGCCCAAAACAUGUGUGCCAGCACAGGAUUAAAAGGCCUUCAAGCACAGCAGAUGCAAAUUGUAACGAGGCAGCUAGACAACUGUGAUGGUAAUUAUGCUACCAACAGGAGUGCAUUGCCAUGUAGUCCUCUCUCUCUUAAGGAUUCCCCUGUGAGGAGCAGGGAUGUGGCUGAGGUUCACACAGAACCAGAUCUGUGUGGAAGUGAUCAGUACAAGCAGUUGGACAUGGAAGAGUUAAAUAUGCUGCAAAAACAGGAGAAGGUGCUGGAGCGCUGCAAGUACUGGCCGGCCUGUAAAAACGGAGACGAGUGUGUGUACCAUCACCCCACCCUGCCUUGCAAAGUUUUUCCUAACUGCAAAUUUGCUGAUAAGUGCUUGUUCAUCCAUCCAAACUGUAAAUACGAUGCCAAGUGCACUAAGCCAGACUGUCCUUACACUCACGCCAGUCGACGAACUCCCCACCCAGCUCCUAAACCAGCACCAUUGCCCACACUGUCUAUAUCUUCCAGUAGUCCACUCUGCAAGUUUUUUCCUGCUUGUAAGAAAAUGGAAUGUCCAUUUUACCAUCCAAAACAUUGUAGGUUUAAUACCCAGUGUACAAGGCCAGACUGCACUUUCUACCAUCCCACUGUUGCUGUACCUCCACGCCAUGCCUUGAAAUGGACUCGAACUCAGACCAGUGAAUGAACAUGAUAUGACCUGGAACUGAGCUUUGCCUCCUCUGGACAGCAGCAGAAGGGAAGAUUAAGCACCAGAGCACAGGAUGUUAGACAAGAUUCAUGCAUUUGGGACUUUGAAUAUACAUUGUUUUCAUAAAACAAGGGUGAUUGCAUACUUGAAAUGUCUCUAAUUUUCCAAGUUUGUAAGUUUGGGCAAUUUUACAUUUUUUUUACACUGUAAGAAGAAAAUGUCUGUGUAAGAAAAGGUUUACUUUAAAUUCCAUUAAAAACGUUCAAAGCA
Acanthisitta chloris (rifleman) is the source of this 2553-nucleotide messenger RNA. It is a transcript of the gene ZC3H14, whose product is annotated as zinc finger CCCH-type containing 14. Gene Ontology annotation, biological process: regulation of mRNA stability. Gene Ontology annotation, molecular function: poly(A) binding; metal ion binding. The transcript has 17 exons. NCBI's taxonomy places the organism in Eukaryota, Metazoa, Chordata, Aves, Passeriformes, Acanthisittidae. The coding region runs from base 58 to 2280 and encodes 740 amino acids. The record is from RefSeq and is a predicted model, not a curated record. Gene Ontology annotation, cellular component: nucleus; cytoplasm.